This is a messenger RNA of Closterium sp. Naga37s-1, 2217 nucleotides long. The record is from the annotation of a GenBank genome assembly. NCBI's taxonomy places the organism in Eukaryota, Viridiplantae, Streptophyta, Zygnematophyceae, Desmidiales, Closteriaceae.
AUGGCCGUGAUUGUGACUCAAGUGAAGGACGGCCUCGAUGGCACGAGCAUCCUCUGCAACGACGAAUUCUGCUACCAGAUUCUUGAUUCCCUCUUGCGACUCAAUAAGGAGGACAAGGAUGGUGGAAUGGAGGGAGAGACCGAACGGAGGGCUGACGAGGGUGAGGGUUUUGCUGACGUGGCGGAUAAAUUUGGCAAGGAAUGUGGUAAUGGGGGGAGGGACGAAGCAGGGGAGGACGGUGCAGGGAGGGAUGAGGAGGGCCAAGGAGAGAAAAGACGUGUAGCAGCUGGAGGGAGGGGUGGUGGAGAGGUUAGGGGCACGCACCUGUUCCCCAUAGGAUUCCCAGCCACGCCUUCCACCUCUCCCCACCACCACCCGCCUCGCCCUCUGGAGCGCCCUUCCGCACUCACCUCUUCCCCAUCGGAUCCCCAGCCACGCCUUCCGCCUCGCCCCAAGACCACCCCCCUCGCCCUCUGCAUACACCUCUUCCCCAACGGAUCCGCUGCCCCUCCUGCCGCCUCUCCCCACCACCCCUCUCGCCCUGUGGAACGCCCAUCCGCCCUGUCUCUCUGCCUGCACGCCGCAGCUCCCCCCGCGCUCCUUAAUUUCCAACUUCUUUCUCUACCCCCCUCCCCCUCCCCCUCCCCAUCCCUAUCCCUAUCCCAGGCACUCACCUCUUCCCCAUGGGAUCCCCUGCCGCACCUUCCGCCUCUCCCCACCACCACCCGCCACAACAUCCCUCUCGCCCUCUGGAGCGCCCUUCCGCCUUGGCUCUCUGCCUGCACGCCGCAGCUCCCCCCGCGCUCCUUAAUUUCCAACUUCUUUCUCUACCCCCCUCCCCCUCCCCCUCCCCAUCCCCAUCCCAGGCACUCACCUCUUCCCCAUGGGAUCCCCUGCCGCACCUUCCGCCUCUCCCCACCACCACCCGCCACAACAUCCCUCUCGCCCUCUGGAGCGCCCUUCCGCCUUGGCUCUCUGCCUGCACGCCGCUGCUCUCCCCUCGCUGCCCUUCUUCUCGCCCUUCAUCGCCCCGCCUCCUCCUCUGGAGAACGCGGAAGUGGCAAUGCACCGCAGAGUGAUGCAGCCCUGGCUCUCUGCCUGCACGCUGCUGCUCUCCCCCGCGCUGCCCUUCUUCUCGCCUUUCAUCGCGCCGCCUCCGCCACUGGAGAAUGCACAAGUGGCGAUGCACCGCAGAGUGAUGCAGAAGUGGCAAUGCAUCGAAAAGUGAUGCAGGUGAGUGAGACACCUCCCUUCUCUCGACCACUUGCCUCCUCACCACCCGCCGCCUCCUCUAGAGAAUGCGGAAGUGGCGAUGCACAGGUGGAGAGUGAUGCAUGCAAGGCGUGCUACAGCAUCCACCGCUUCCCAGAGGCCAUAACGGACCGGCAGCGAGCUGUGGCCCUCUUGGCAGCCUCUGCUGCUCAUUUCAACCCUAGCAGCAGUGGGAACGGCUACCACCCGUCCGACCUGCCUCGGGCGCUGCUCGCCCUGCAGGAGCAGUCGCAGCAGCUACCACCCCUCCGAACCACCAGGGGUGCUGCUCGCCGUGAUAAUCCCCUCUCAUCCUUCCCCGUCACUCCCCUGUUCUCCCUCUCUCAGGGCAAAGGCCCUGCAUGUGGCAUGGAGGGUGCAGUGCUGCAGAAUACAAAGGCCCAAGGAGCACCAAUCGCUUUCAUGCUGAUUUUUGCCCAUCCAACUCCUUCCCAUGCUAUCCCAUCCCUUCAGUCCCUCUCCCAGGGCCAGGCUCUACAUGGAGCAGGCAGGGUGCAGGAAGCAGUGUGCAUUGGGGGAGACACGGAGCAAGCGCGUGUCUGCAUAUUCUGGCCCAUUCAUCACCACUCUCCCAUGCUUGGCUGCUUGACUCUCCCUCACUCCCUCUCCCAGGGCCAAGCCCUACACGCAGCAGGCAGGGUGCAGGAAGCAGUGGAAGCAGUGGAAGCAGGGGUGCAGGAAGCAGUGGAAGCCAACGAACGCGCCACCGCCCUCCUCUCAUCUCAGAACCUCACCAGCCCUGCCACGUCAGCGCCCAGCUCCUCCGCUGACACGUCAACAGCAGCCGCGUCAGCAGAGGACACGUCAGCAGCUGCCAGCUCAGCGGAGUGGGUGAUGACAACUUCAGCGGCGUGGGCGCUGGUGGGGCUGUCGUACCAUUGGCUGCCGGAUGCUGACAAGGCUGAGAGGGCGUUCCGAUUGGCUGUUGAGGCGGACCCACGGUGA